Molecule: messenger RNA, 874 nt
Organism: Camellia sinensis
Lineage: Eukaryota; Viridiplantae; Streptophyta; Magnoliopsida; Ericales; Theaceae
Source: RefSeq, a predicted model, not a curated record
UGAACAUGACAUAAUAGCAAGCUUGAAUAAAGGCAUAUACAUUCCAUGAUGCUUUAAACUUGAGAGUUCUUAAAAUCUACAGCAACCUAUAUAGCAGCAGCAGCAGCAACCUAUGUACAUUAUAUGACACAUAGUAAUCUUCAUUCACAUAUGCUAUUUAAAGAGAGUUCUUAAAAUCUGCUCUGUAUAUACAGCAACAGAAGUUUAUUUAGCAGCAGCCUAUAAUAGUGUUUCAUUUUGUGUUUAUAAUAUAGGUCCAUCUGCAAAGCGAGUACGAGGUCCAACUAGGGGUAAGAACAGUAGUAGACUCAUGAGCCAACAUGGUGGGAAGAAGCUUUUUGUUGGAGUUUCUAUUGAGAGGAGGACAUUUGUGGGGCUUAAUGCCACCAAGGCCGCUAACGAAUUGGGGGCACAAAUUCGAUUGCAAGCCCCAUUGCAAGGAACAAAAAAUUGGGAGGACGUUCCACCAGUCAUUCGAGCAGCUAUUGUACAAUCCUUGCGGGAUAAGUUUGAGAUUGAAGGAUAUGAUGAGAGUCCACUUCCACAAGAAAUCAUUGACACAAAGGCCACACAUUUGUUUAAAGGCUGGCGAUAUCAUAUGCAUGAACAUUACAAAGAGUUGGUGAAAGAAGGUACAGAUCCUUAUAGUAAACCAUUUGUUGGGGUGAGCGAAGAAGAUUGGAGAUACAUGAUUGAUGAAGUGUUUCUUGGUGACACACACAAGAAACAGUCAACAAGAAAUAUAGCCAAUAGGAAAAAGUUACCCUAUAAUCACACCAUGGGUUCAAGGUCAUUUUCAGCAGCAAUCUCAAUUGAGGUAACAUAUUUUUUGUUAACAAUAUUACUAAGCUUGCAUUUUAUAUGUUUCAUGUAG